Amblyraja radiata (thorny skate) is the source of this 1611-nucleotide messenger RNA. RefSeq names its product adhesion G protein-coupled receptor E1-like. Gene Ontology annotation, biological process: adenylate cyclase-activating G protein-coupled receptor signaling pathway; cell surface receptor signaling pathway. Gene Ontology annotation, molecular function: G protein-coupled receptor activity. The record is from RefSeq and is a predicted model, not a curated record. Gene Ontology annotation, cellular component: plasma membrane. The transcript has 12 exons. NCBI's taxonomy places the organism in Eukaryota, Metazoa, Chordata, Chondrichthyes, Rajiformes, Rajidae. Bases 106 to 1611 code for a protein of 501 amino acids.
ACUGCCAAUAACAGCCUGAACAUUGGCUGGAAGAGCGUGGCAGGGAAAGAGAAUUUUGAUGUUGCUGCCGUUGUCCUUAUCUCCUAUAAAUAUCUGGACUCUCUUAUGGAACCGAACCUUAUGGAAGGCUGCGAGAAUGAAAACAAGCUGGGGCUGAACUCAGAAGUUGUGACUGCCACAGUAACGAACACAGGCAGGAGCCACCUCCUGGGACCAGUCACUCUCACCUUCAGCAACAAGAAGCUCAAUGAUAAAAGAGCCAAGUGUGUCUUCUGGAACAGUUCAACCUUCAGCUGGUCCACUCAAGGCUGCCAAUUAGUCGAGUUCAACGCAACAUACACAGUGUGCAACUGUACGCACCUGACAAGCUUUGCGGUGCUCAUGGCCCUGGAUGUAAUAGAGGGGAAUGAUGCUCACAAUCUACAUCUGAUCACUCUGGUCGGCGUUAUUGUCUCUCUGGUUUGCCUUGCGCUGUCAGUCCUCACCUUCACCCUGUGUCGGGCCCUUAAAAGUAUCAGGACCACCAUCCACACUCACCUGUGCAUCAGCCUCUUUUUGGCAGAACUGCUGCUCAUCUUUGGAAUAGACAAGACCGAAUAUCGGACUCUUUGUGCCGUCAUCGCUGGAUUCCUGCAUUAUUUCUUCCUGGCCUGUUUUUCCUGGAUGCUCCUGGAAGGUGUGCAGCUUUACCUCAUGCUGGUGAAAGUCUUCAAUGCAAAGAGUAUGAGACCAACGUACAUGUGCUUGUUUGGCUACGGUUUCCCCCUGAUUACUGUUGGCAUCUCAGCAGCCGUGUAUUCCCAGGGAUAUGGAACAGAGAAGUAUUGUUGGUUGGAUCUAAAGUCGGGAUUCCUCUGGGCUUUCCUGGCUCCGGUCUGUGUGAUUAUUCUGGUCAAUGGAGGAUUUUUUAUUAUCACUGUGUUGAAACUGGCUGAAAAGUUUUCAAGUGUCAAUCCUGAUAUGGGCCAGUUGAAGGAAAUCAGGGUCUUUACCUUCACUGCUGUCGCUCAGCUCUGCCUCCUGGGAUGUACUUGGAUAUUUGGCAUGUUGCACUUCCAGAAGGAAACAAUUGUCAUGGCCUACAUCUUCACUGUGAUCAACAGCAUGCAAGGAAUGUUCAUCUUCAUCCUGCACUGCCUCCUUAACAAGCAGGUGAGGGAUGAGUAUGACAACUUCUUCCACCAUUUCUACCGAUUGAAGAAAGACUCAAAGUACUCUGAGUUUUCAACUUCUUCUACUCGGGUUAACACGGUUUUGUUUGUCAUGAUCAUAUGGAAAUUGAGGAAUAUCAAGACUGCCCUGAACGCCGAUGUCUCAACCAUCAAGGAUUCCAGGAUACGAACCUUCAAGACCAUGGUUCAAUUCGUUGUGUUGGGCUGCUCAUGGGUCAUUGGACUUUUCCAGCUGAACGAGGACACCAUAGUAUUGUCGUGCAUAUUCAUGGUUGUAAACGGCUCCCAGGGAGUGUUCAUCUUCCUGGUCCACUGCCUGCUGAACCAGCAGGUGAGGAGAGAAUACAGCAACUGGUUCAGCCGUAUGUGUCUGAGGAAGAAGGCAGAGGUGGCAGACAUCCCCUCCCCCAUCGCCAUGAGUGACGGUGAGUGCCGAUGA